CCGUGUCCCGUGUGGCCCACCCACCCCCCGCCCGCCCGGUCCUCGCGCCCCUCCGUGCCCGCGCGCCGCGCCGCCCGCCCCCGGGGACCAUGGCGCUCGUCCCGUGCCAGGUGCUGCGGGCGGCCAUCCUGCUGUCCUACUGCUCGGUGCUGUGCAACUACAAGGCCAUCGAGAUGCCCUCGCACCAGACCUACGGCGGCAGCUGGAAGUUCCUGACGUUCAUUGACCUGGUCAUCCAGGCCGUCUUUUUUGGGAUCUGUGUCCUGACUGAUCUUUCCAGCCUUCUGACGAGAGGCAGUGGGAGCCGGGAGCAGGAGAGGCAGCUGAAGAAGCUCAUCGCGCUCCGCGACUGGGUGCUGGCCGUCUUGGCCUUCCCCGUUGGGAUCUUCGUCGUGGUGGUGUUCUGGAUCAUUUAUGCCUACGACAGAGAGAUGAUUUACCCGAAGUUGCUUGACAAUUUUAUCCCAGGGUGGCUGAAUCAUGGAAUGCACACAACGGUUUUGCCCUUUAUAUUAAUCGAGAUGAGGACGUCACACCAUCAGUAUCCCAGCAGGAGCAGCGGGUUGGCCGCCAUAUGCACCUUCUCCAUUGGCUACAUACUAUGGGUGUGCUGGGUGCACCACGUGACGGGCAUGUGGGUGUACCCCUUCCUGGAGCACAUUGGCCCGGGAGCCAGGGUCCUCUUCUUUGGGUCGACGACCGUCCUAAUGAACGUCCUGUACCUGCUGGGAGAGCUUCUGAACAGCUACAUCUGGGACACACAGAGAAGUGCGGAAGAGGAGAAGGACAAGCCUAAGCUGGACUGAGGCCCACGCCGAGAGGAGAGGUGGACGGCGCCAACGAGGACGCGUGACCGGAGGAGGCUUCCAGAAGGCCGCGCCUCCGCGCCCACCCCUGCCCCGACGGGGCACGCUUCUAUUUAUAUAUAUAUAAAAUAAUAUAUAUAUAAAACAGAGUGCAGCUGUCUCCAAAAUAACUUGCCCUCGUUGAGUUCUUUCUAGCUUCAUUAUUGGCAAUAGCAUCUUUUUCUCUCUUUUUCCUUUUCUACUUUUUCAAGCUAAACUUGGUCUUUGGAUUUUCACUUUUGCGAAUGAAUUGUGACUCCACUCAAUCAAGGGAGAAUGAGACACGACCGUUUCUGGUCCAGAACGCGCUGGCCGGAGGGCAGAGUGAGGGACCUGGGCCUGCUGCUCCGCUGGCCGCGCCUCGAGCCUGGCCGCAGCGUGGCGGAGGGGACAGGCUCGCGGCUGGGCAUACAUACGUCCCGCUGGUCAAGCCCCGGGUGUUCGUGGAGCUCAUGACAAACCCCGUGAAACUUUUCCUUGAUACAGACUGUACCUUCAAUAAAGACCAAGCCCCCCUAACCCGCUCUCGGCAUGGCGCCUCUGGAUCCCAACGGCCCUGGGUCUCCGUUCUUGUUUGGUUUCCGAUACCUGCUGCAGAUGGGCCUGGUUUCUCCCUGUAUCAUAAAGAUACACAAUUUUUAAAUCAGAAACUUCCCCCCCCUUCACACACACACACACACACACACUUUCACACAUUCGCUCACACACACAGAAUCCCACACUCGCACAUACCCGUACAUUCUCUUUCUCACUUUCCUUUUCCUUGUCUACAGCCUCUUCCGAAGUCAGUCUGAUGGUGCCCCUGGCCACUGCUGAGGGCCCAGCACCCGCCUAAAAGGAGGAGAGGUUUCUAGGUUGUUCCUAGGACUUAAUUCAUUUAUAGAUAAUUUAAAGUAGAUACAGUUUAAUAGUUAGUAAGAGUGUAUAUACUUUACAGUACAAAUAUUCAAUUCUUAGCACCCUGAAGUAUUAAAAAUUUCAAUCUAAAGGAGAAAAUUUGAGUUAAUAGAUAUGAUUAUGUAGAAAACACACCACAUAUCAUUAAAUAAUAUGAAAGAACUCCAGUAAAACAUGUCUAUUAUAUCAAUAAAUAUGAAUGGGCUUAAUACACAUGUUAAAAGGAAAGGAUUUUCACACUAGAUCAGAAAGGAAGACCCAAUUAAUGGUAUACUGUAUAUUUGCAAAAAAACACACAAUGUGAAGUAAUUGUGAAAGAUGGAAAAGAAAACGGUCAAAAGUGCACCUGAAAUUUGAAAAAAAAAAAACAAAAAAAACACACCAAGAUUGUGAUUUUAACAUUUCAGGCCCGAAAUAAUCUCAGGGCCACCCACCUUGGUUAAUAGGGGAAAUCACUAUAGAAACCAUGUGGCGGAAUCCCACCUUGGCCCCUGACUCGUGGAGUUAGGACCCUCAUGUAGGACAGUCCUGGCAGAAACCCAGCAAAGCAGAAAAGCCAGGGCACCUCCCUGUCCUCAGAGUGACUCUGCGUCAGCGCCAAAGCCUUGGAGGAGACAGGGCUGCAGCGCCCACCACAGCACAUUAACCGCCUGCUGGGCCAUGGGCAGAGGACGGCCGCGUCCUGGAGGAGGAGGGGGGCUACUGGACGUGAGCAGGUGCACGUGUCUUGGAGGAGACUCGCCCACGCAGCCAGGCAUGCCUCCCCCCGCCGCCCUGCUUCCGAAAGAGGUCUCCUUCUCCUGGAGCAAAUCCUCAUAGUCCUGGUGUGGGUAGGAAGCCAGCCAUCUUGCAAGAGUUUAUUUCUCUGUGGCAACGAGCCCCCAAACAGGAGACAGUUUUCUUUAACCUGGCAAAGUCGGCAGGAUGCGUGCACUCACUUUCCUCAGGGCUCCUUCUGCCCUGCCCCAGAGUGGUCCCUAGAGCAGUCCCUGGUGGCCAUGUCUCCCCAGCACCCACGGGCACCCGCUCCUUCACCGAUGACGUCCUGCCGCUCGCACUGUGAGCCGGAAGUAGCAGGCACCCAGGCCCACGGGGACACACAAUCACCCAGGGAGUAGUAGGUAAAUGAACCACCACCCCCCAAAAAGCAGGGGCCUGACCUUCAUGAAGUUUCUAGCCCCCGGUGCUCCGAGACCCAUCAGUGUCUGCCCUCCCAGGUGAAGUCAGGUGACUGACCCUGGGCCCGUUGCUCAAGGUGUGCAAGUAGAUUUUGGAGGAAACUUAUCGCAUUGAGGGUGUCAUUAUUCCUAUACCAUAACUAGGGAAAAAGUAAUCACAGGGCUGUAAAAAUUAAAAUGGAAAAGCUAAAAACAAAAACCUGUGCCAAUCACCCAUUACUGGCAACAAACCACCUCAAAACGGCAGCUUCACAAAACCCCCAAGUUUCUGCAGUUCUGGCAGCGCGUGGUGGAAGGAGCGUGUCUCUGCUCCCCUCCGUGUCUGCCGUGUCUACACUCCCUUCCAAGUCUGGCUGUCGGAGGUGGCGGCUGAGGCUGUGACCUGGGGCCUUCCCAUGUGGCUGCUGGGAUUUGUGCAGCCCGGGUGACAGCUGUAUGCUACGUAGGACUUGGCUUUGGAAGUCACAAAGGGCAACCUCAGGCCUGCCCAGACUCCGGAGGGGGAACAGAGCCCACCCCUGGAUGAGGCACAUCAGUGUCACAUUGGAGGAGAAGCACGUGGGACUGGCAUAUACUGCAGAUAUACUGAGCUGUUUUGGGGAAAUUUAAUGUCACACUCACACACUUCAAAACAAUCAACUGAAGAAUUAUUUUAAAAUUAAGAAAAUUUAGAAAAGUAAGAGGGUAUAAAAUUAGUAUGUGUAAAUAAAUAGUUUUCAUUUACACAAGAUAUAUUACAAGAUACAAUGGAAGGAAAACCCCAGUACUAUGAAACUAUUAAAUGACGUAAUAGAAGAACUGAACAAAUAGAAACACAUACAGUGUUCUUAGAGGGCAAAACCCAACAUCCUAAAGAUGCCAGGACUCCCUGAGUUAAUUUACAAAUUCAGCAUGAUCCCAACAAAAAUAUCAACCUUUGUUUUUUUCAUUCAUUCAUUCAUUUUAUUAUUUUGAAACUAGAAAUACUAAUCCUAAAAGUCAUAUGUAAAAAUUAACUAACGAUAUAGGAGUAAAAGUGUUGGAGAAAACAUGGUGAGAGGGAUGAUGCCUCACCAGUAUGGACUAACUACAAUGUGUAAACUCAGAAU
Choloepus didactylus (southern two-toed sloth) is the source of this 4008-nucleotide messenger RNA. It is a transcript of the gene AIG1, whose product is annotated as androgen induced 1. The record is from RefSeq and is a predicted model, not a curated record. Gene Ontology annotation, cellular component: membrane; endomembrane system. NCBI's taxonomy places the organism in Eukaryota, Metazoa, Chordata, Mammalia, Pilosa, Megalonychidae. The transcript is spliced from 6 exons. Bases 90 to 806 code for a protein of 238 amino acids.